GUGUUCUUGAACGCAGCCCGAGCAGGAAGCAGUCCACAGCUGCCGCCGGAUGAUCUGUGAGGAGGCAGGAACAACAAAGAGGAGAAAGUACCCGGGUUUUAACCAGCUCCGCUACACAAAUACAGCAAAUUAUCCACUCUUCCUGGCAGGGUGAAACAGUCUGGUUUGCAUGUGAGGACAAGCGUCGGCCGAGCCAACCAUGGCGAACAAUGCAGAGGAUAUUGAAAACAACAUGGACCAACAGCAGACCAAUACAGCCCCAGAACCCCCUCAGGAGGCCAGUGUGGCCAGAGCGAGGUCGAGGGGAGGUUCAGGAGCUGGAGGAGGAGGAGGAGGAGGAGACGCUGGAGGCAACAGUAGCGGCCCGGAGCAGAACGGGCAGCCUCCCGCCGCUCGUCCUCCGCUGGUGGUGGAAACCGAGGAGGACGAGGAUGAAGAACAGACCUUGAAAUACGGCGCCAAGCACGUCAUCAUGCUGUUCGUCCCCGUGACGCUCUGCAUGGUGGUCGUCGUGGCGACCAUAAAGUCCGUCAGCUUCUACACGCAGAAGGACGGCCAGAGGCUGAUCUACACCCCGUUUCCCGAAGACACAGACACGGUAGCAGAGAGAGCGUUAAACUCCAUCCUGAACGCCACCAUCAUGAUCACUGUGAUCAUCGUCAUGACUCUGGUGCUGGUGCUGUUAUACAAGUACCGCUGCUACAAGGUGAUCCAAGGCUGGCUCUUCCUCUCCUCCCUCCUCCUGCUCUUCUUCUUUUCCUACAUCUACCUCAAAGAGGUUUUCAAGACCUACAACGUGGCCAUGGACUACUUCACCCUGGCCAUAAUAAUUUGGAACUUCGGCGUCGUGGGCAUGAUGUGCAUCCACUGGAAGGGACCUCUGCGGCUCCAGCAGGCCUACCUCAUCAUGAUCAGCGCCCUCAUGGCCCUGGUUUUCAUCAAGUACCUGCCAGAGUGGACCGCCUGGCUCAUAUUAGCCGUCAUCUCCGUCUACGAUCUGCUGGCGGUUCUUUGUCCCAAAGGGCCUCUGAGGAUCCUGGUGGAGACGGCUCAGGAGAGGAAUGAACCCAUCUUCCCAGCUCUCAUCUACUCUUCUACGAUGGUUUGGCUCGUCAACAUGGCCGACACCGACGGGCCGAAGAGGAACUCCACAGAAGCAGCUUCGCCCCAACAAGAGACUCAACAAGCGCCCAUAGCGUCUCCGACCCCCUCGAGUCCGUCUCAGGACGACGGAGGAUUCACCUCCAACUGGAUCAGCAACCAGGAGCACCAGCUGGGACCGAUACAGUCUACCGAGGAGACCCGGCGGGAGAUCCAGCAGAUGCCCUCGGCCCGUCCUCCGCCUGAAGACGACGACGAGGAGCGGGGCGUCAAGCUGGGCCUUGGAGACUUCAUCUUCUACAGCAUGCUGGUGGGAAAGGCGUCAGCCACGGCCAGCGGCGACUGGAACACCACGCUGGCCUGCUUCGUAGCCAUCCUCAUUGGCCUGUGUCUGACCCUGCUGCUGCUCGCCAUCUUCAAGAAAGCCCUUCCCGCUCUGCCCAUCUCCAUCUUUUUUGGCCUGGUCUUCUACUUCGCCACAGACAACUUGGUACGGCCCUUCAUGGACAAGCUGGCGCUACACCAGUUCUACAUUUAGCAGGACGCUGCCCCGAUAACCCUCACCCACAUAGCUCUCCGGCCAACAACACGAGAGCGGUCCCGUCGCAGCCGGAGGAACAAAAGGUCGAUGCAGGGGCCCCUCCCGUCCCCACAUCCCCUCCUAAGACCUCCUGAUGCCGGGACACACCAUGUUAUUUUUCUUCUUUUUGUUGUUGUUGUUGCUCUGCCUUUCUUUCUGGCGCCAAGGGAGGGUUUUUUUCCCCCCCGACAACGGUUAAAUAAACGUUUUAAUUCAGUUUUAAAACCAAGAAGUGACGUUUCUCGCUCGACUCGGGAACAUUUGUACCUUUUAUUUAUCCAGGGAAGCUUCAGCGCCCCUGCUUCACAUCCACAAACUCUAUCCUGGGGCUUUGCAGCAGGUGCCUUGCUCAGGGACACCUCGGCGGUAGCUGUUGAGCAAAGGGAGGUAAUUUUUCAUGAAAUCUCCCUUUCGAAGACUUUAAACAUCUUUAAUCACACGCGAGCUACAAGCGCCCCUCCCCAAGAUUACAAAAGCCUUCAUACAUGAGACUAACGGACACUCGACGACGAUGAUAAUAGAUAGAAAUGUGUAGUUUGAUUGUGUUUGAGAUGUCGGUCACCGGAGCGUGCUUUCCUCACUGCUGUUAGGAGUGUUGUUUCUUCACUUUAGACACUAAAUUCAAAGCUCUGACGGACGAUUUGCACCCACAAAGACAGACGCUUUGAUCACGUUGGGAGGAUUUUGCUCUCCAGGACUGAAUUGUGAGUGUUGUUGUGACACCGAAUCAUCACCCUUGAAGUUUUAAAUCGCGUUCGAAUCACGGCUCUGAGAGGGAGGGAGGAGCUCAAACACCCACCUGCUGGAGCAGUCGGAGGUUCAGUGCCUUGCUCAAGGGCAUUUCAGUAGUUGUUGUUGUUGUUGUCAUUACUGUGGGACAGAAACGUGCUUUUCAUUCUACCCCCCCACCCCCCAGACCGUCAUUUUUUUGAUUUCUUUCUCUCUCGACCUGUCCAGGGAUUGUAACCUGUGAUCGUCCGGUCACAAACUCUGAACCUUUAGGCUACAGCUGCCCUCAUGACGCUCGCCUGGUGCUGUUUGGAUCUAUGCUACAUCAAACACAAACACUGUUGUGUUUUUGGGGUUUAUUUUUCCACGAUACGCAGAAGAGCAACUUUGUAUUUUUUGAGAUACGGGGGUUAAAUGUUAACUGCGUUCCUGCUAAAAAUCAGAAAACUGAAACGCUUCAUUCAGUCCUGAUCAAUGAGGGAAUAGAUGCAGAUGAAUUUGAUACUUGAAUUUGCGAACAUUUUUUUAAAAAUCUCCAUUCACGAAGCGUAAAAAGCUUAACCGACCUUCAAAAGAAACCAAAACAUUUGAAAUCAAGGUGAGAGACUGUAGAGGACCAUCUGCUCUUCUGUUGUUGCACUCGAGCUUCACGCUUGCAGAUAAAAGAAUCUAAGAGGGAACAAAAUGAUGAUAUUUGUUCUGAGACUCUUUUUAGUUUUUUUCUUCUUCCCUUUUUGUUUUUAGGGAAUAUGUUGGGUGACUGGCUUUUAUCUGUCCUUCACAUGCAUAUGUGUGUUAUGCAAGGUUAUUCUGAUUCAGAUUUUGUUCUUUUUUUAAUAAACAAUGAAACUGAAAA
Acanthochromis polyacanthus (spiny chromis) is the source of this 3266-nucleotide messenger RNA. RefSeq names its product presenilin 1 (gene psen1). The transcript has 11 exons. Gene Ontology annotation, biological process: protein processing; amyloid precursor protein catabolic process; Notch receptor processing. Gene Ontology annotation, molecular function: aspartic endopeptidase activity, intramembrane cleaving; beta-catenin binding; cadherin binding. The record is from RefSeq and is a predicted model, not a curated record. Lineage: Eukaryota; Metazoa; Chordata; Actinopteri; Pomacentridae. Bases 200 to 1639 code for a protein of 479 amino acids. Gene Ontology annotation, cellular component: apical plasma membrane; perinuclear region of cytoplasm; growth cone.